AUGGAAGCACCUCAGUGUAAUAAGGAUUAUUUUUUUUGCCUCAUUCUUCUUGCUAAUAUGACUGUCCAUUCGAUCGCUGCCGCCGCCGCCGCUCAUAUUGUCAUCCCGGAUGUUGUCUUUAUCAAUGCUCGCCUUGUUCCUAUGUUACUGUCUUCUAAUCCGGAAGUACUACAACGUGCUGGAUUCUUUCCUUUUCGCGAUGUGUUUUAUUCAUUCCUGUAUUUUUCUCAUCAAUUUCUUUUUCUCUUUUUUCUCUUUUUUUUCGAUUUGUUUUUUCCUUUUUUUCCCUUAAUCGUUUUUCUUUUUAUUAUGAGACCACUCUUUUAUUCGUUAUUUAUCUUUAGACACCUCCCCCUUAUCUUCUCAUUCAUUUUAUUCCUCUAUCCUUCUUCUUCUUCUUCUUUCUUUCUUUCUUUCUUUCUUUCUUUGUAUUUCCGUUCGUCUUUAAUUCCUUUCCUUCUUUCUUUCUUUAUUUUCUCGUUUUCCUCUAUUUCCUUUCCCUUUUUUUACCUUCUCACACCAUUUCUUUUUUUUUUUUUCGUUUUCUCUGAUAUCAUUCUAAUUCAUUCAUUCAUUCAAUCAUAUUUAAGUUUUCAUUUCUCUUUCGCUUUCUUUCUUUUUUCUUUCUUUCUUUUUCCCUCUUACCUUCUUUUUCGUUCUUUCCUUUUCCUCUUUCAUUCUUUCUUUUCUCGGUUUCUUUUAUUAUUCUUUUUCCGUCUUUAUUUCCUUUCCUUCUUUCUUUCCUUCAUUCAUUCUUUCUUUCUUUCUUUCUUUUGUCGGCUGCUUUUAUUAUUUCUCACUUUCAUUCAUUCUUUGCCCUCCUCCUCCUCCUCCUCCUUCUUCUUCUUCUUCUUUUUCUUCUUUUUCUUCUUCUUCUUUCGGUCCUUCACCAUCUUUCUUUGCCUUUCUCCUACUUUUAUGAUAGUAUCUCCCCUCUCGAUCUAUCUAUCUAUCUAUCUAUCUAUCUAUCUAUCUAUCUAUCUAUCUAUCUAUUCGAUUCAUAUAUCUCUCUAUAUAUGUAAUUCUCUACUUAUCUAUCUAUCUAUCUAUCUAUCUAUCUAUCUAUCUAUCUAUCUAUCUAUCUAUCUAUAG
Molecule: messenger RNA, 1092 nt
Organism: Acanthosepion pharaonis
Lineage: Eukaryota; Metazoa; Mollusca; Cephalopoda; Sepiida; Sepiidae
Source: the annotation of a GenBank genome assembly